AUGGUGUCAGAGACAGUUUACAAAGAGAAGCUGCAACACCUCACUCUUAAAGCAACUAAAUUAAGAUUAAGAACCUAUACUGGAGAGACUGUUCCUGUGUUAGGGGUCAUGAAUGUAACUGUGGACUACAACAAGCAGAAUAUGACUUUACCCCUGUACAUCACAGGAAACCGCCCAGCCCUAUUGGGUCACAGAUGGCUAGAAGAGCUCAGACUAAACUGGCAAGAGGUUUUCCUCGUGAAUGAUGGAACCACAGGUUCCUUGCGGGAGGUUUUGGAGAAACACUCCAAAGUUUUUGAUGGUGAACUUGGCAGCAUGAAAGACAUAACAGUUAAGCUGACAACAAAACCAGGAAGCACCCCAAAGUGUUUAAAGGCCAGGCCUGUUCCUUAUGCCAUCAAAUCGAAAGUAGAGGCUGAAUUAGACAGACUGGUUAAGAGUGGAGUACUGGAACCAGUGAGAACAAGUGAAUGGGCCACACCUAUUGCCCCAGUAAUGAAAAAGGAUGAGUCUCUAAGAAUCUGUGGCGAUUUCAAGGUCACAGUGAACCCAGUCUUGACUGCUGAACAGUAUCCAUUACCUCUCAUCGAUGACCUCUUCUUAGGUCUGGCUGGAGGGCAAAAGUUUAGUAAGAUAGACUUGUGCCAGGCUUAUCUCCAGAUGCAUGUUGUCCCUGAAACUCAGGAACUGUUAACUAUAGUGACACAUAAGGGUCUGUACAGGCAUCAGAGGCUCCCUUUUGGGAUUACUUCCACUCCAGCUCUUUUUCAAAGAGCCAUAGACCAAAUUCUGAGUGGUCUACCUGGGGUCCAGUGCUUCUUAGAUGAUCUGAUCACAGGAUCCGACGAAAAGUCACACUUGCAGAACUUGGAUGCAACACUGCAAAGACUGGAAGACUACGGCUUGAGAGUUCGACAAGACAAGUGUGAAUUUUUCAGAUCCUCUGUUGAGUACCUGGGUCAUGUUAUUGACAGUGCAGGACUGCACAAAGCGCCAUCUAAAGUAAAGGCUAUUGUUGAAGCACCAUCUCCAAAUAAUGCGAGCCAGUUGAGAUCCUUUCUAGGUCUACUGACAUACUAUGCGAGGUUUGUGCCUAAUCUUGCCAAUAAACUGAGGCCACUACAUGAGCUGCUAAACAACACCAAGACAUGGGAGUGGACCGCCAGAUGCGAGACUGCUUUUAGAGAAGCUAAGAUGGCUCUCUCUAACUCUGAUGCCCUGAUGCAUUUUGAUCCCACACUACCCAUUCAGCUGGCAUGUGAUGCCUCACCUUAUGGUGUGGGUGCUGUGGUGUCACACAUAUUGCCGUCAGGGGAAGAGAGGCCAAUCGCUUUUGCGUCAUGGACCUUGAGCAAAGCAGAAGGCCGGUAUGCACAAAUUGAAUGUGAAGCACUAGCUAUAGUUUUUGGAGCGAAGAGAUUCCAUCAGUAUCUUUUUGGCAGAAAGUUCACUCUACUGACAGACCACCGACCACUCACUUCUAUUUUUGGUCCCCACACUGGAAUCCCUUCACUAGCCGCCAGUCGCAUGCAGCGCUGGGCCCUACUAUUGUCUGGUCACCAGUAUGACAUUAAAUAUAGGAAGGCAGACUUGCAUGGAAAUGCGGAUGGGCUCUCUAGGCUUCCUUUGCCAGUCACGCAUGCAAAGUCAAAACCAGCUGAGAUCUUUUACUUCAAGGAAGUGACUGCAGCACCGGUAACCUCAGCUCAUGUGAAGAAACAUACUCACACUGACCCAGUCCUGUCUGAGGUGAUGGAUAUCAUCAGCCGGGGAAAGAGGGGUGUGAUGAUUCAGAGUCUGAAGCCAUAUCUAGUGAGGAGAAAUGAACUUUCUGUCCAGUCUGGAUGCCUGCUGUGGGGUUAUCGCGUCAUCAUUCCACCACCACUAAGAGGAAACGUGCUUGGUGAACUCCAUUCUGGGCAUUGUGGUGUGGUGAGAAUGAAAGAGAUCGCACGCAGCUAUUUCUGGUGGCCAGGCCUGGACGCAGCUAUAGAGGAAAAGGCCAAAUCAUGUCCUGACUGCCAGAAACUGAGAAAUGAUCCACAGCUGGCUCCAUUACAUCCGUGGGACUGGCCUGAAGAACCUUGGCAAAGAGUCCACAUAGACUUUGCUGGACCACUAGAGGGCCACAUGUUCUUAGUGGUGGUUGAUGCUCAUAGCAAAUGGCCUGAGGUUAUCGUAAUGAAGAAAACUUCCACAGAGAAAACUAUCGAAGAACUACGAUUGAUUUUCAGUCGUUUUGGAUUGCCACAACAACUUGUCAGUGAUAAUGGUCCACAACUGGUGUCUGAAGAGUUCAAGGCUUUCAUGGAAGAGAAUGGCAUUCAUCACAUUAAAUCAGCACCAUAUCACCCAGCUACCAAUGGGCUCGCUGAAAGAUUUGUUCAGACCAUGAAGCAAGCUCUCAAGUCUGCACAAGGCAUGUGA
This is a messenger RNA of Neoarius graeffei (lesser salmon catfish), 2427 nucleotides long. RefSeq lists its product as uncharacterized. Bases 1 to 2427 code for a protein of 808 amino acids. Gene Ontology annotation, molecular function: nucleic acid binding. Gene Ontology annotation, biological process: DNA integration. The record is from RefSeq and is a predicted model, not a curated record. The transcript has a single exon. Lineage: Eukaryota; Metazoa; Chordata; Actinopteri; Siluriformes; Ariidae.